Molecule: messenger RNA, 897 nt
Organism: Panicum hallii
Lineage: Eukaryota; Viridiplantae; Streptophyta; Magnoliopsida; Poales; Poaceae
Product: peptide methionine sulfoxide reductase B5-like
Exons: 3
Coding region: 50-709 (219 amino acids)
Biological process (GO): response to oxidative stress; protein repair
Molecular function (GO): peptide-methionine (R)-S-oxide reductase activity
Source: RefSeq, a predicted model, not a curated record
GAACCUUAUCAGGCAACGAACGAGACACGUCGCACUGCUGCCGCGAGACAUGGGCGUCCCGCGUCUGCUGAGGUUGAGGACGAUGGCAUCGCACUCGUGCCCCCGCCCCGCCGCCGUGGCGCCGCGCGCCUCGCGCCCGCUCUCCUCCCUCCUCCUCGCCCCCUCGCCGGCCGCCGCGCGCCCUCGGCCCGCGCCCCUCUCGUGCGCGGCGCGGCCGUGCAGGGGCCUCGCGGCGGCGUCCCCGUCGCGCGGCGCGGCGGUACGGAGAUUCCCGGGCGUGGCGGCGAUGUCGUCGUCGACCCCGCCGCCAGGGCCCGUGCAGAAGUCGGAGGAGGAGUGGCAGGCCAUCCUCACGCCGGAGCAGUUUAACAUCCUCCGCCUCAAGGGCACCGAGUACCCUGGAACUGGUGAAUAUGACAAGUUUUUUGAUGAGGGCAUUUAUAAAUGUGCUGGAUGUGGAACUCCCUUAUACAAAUCAUCUACAAAGUUCAACUCAGGGUGUGGCUGGCCGGCAUUCUAUGAGGGACUUCCUGGGGCCAUAAGACAGACGCCGGACCCUGAUGGGAGGCGGACAGAGAUCACAUGUGCUGCCUGUGGAGGACAUUUGGGGCAUAUAUUCAAAGGGGAAGGGUUUAAAACGCCUACCAACGAGCGACACUGUGUUAACAGCAUUUCUCUCAAGUUCAUUCCAGCCUCAGAGGAAGCCUGACGGCAGAUGAACACCAACGUGAAACCCAACGACAAAAUGAGAGCUUGGCCUUUGUUGGUUGCUUUCACAGUGUAGCCAGAUGGAAGUUGUUAUUCUUCUGAUGAUGUCUGAAUAUGCCUGUAACUGUAAUGCUUUGUCAGUAACUAAAUUUCAGUUGCAAAAUGGUGAUCCUGUUGACAAAUCAAUAA